GUAAUAUUAUCUUCGAUCAAAGUUGAUAUUUGGAAAUUCUGAAGAUAUUCUGAUAUAAACUUUUAAUUUUUGGUACAAUUUGAUUGGUAUUUUAUUUGCUGAUAUUUAUAUUUCCCCUUUUGCUGUCAAAGCAUUAUUAGCGAUCAAUUUGAAUCAGAGCGGAGAGGAUCAAGGAAUAAAAGAGAAUAGAAGAUUUAUUUUUUUCUUCUUGAGAUGGAAGCUGAUGUAUCUAUUUUUUUUUGCUGCGUUUUCAGAACCCUAAAUUGCAGAAAUCCCAAUUUCUCCUUCUCUCUCUGCUUUUGAUGAUUUUCAACCAAAAAUUUGUGCUUUUCUGCUUUUCGAAUCUUUUGCUCUGAUGGGUAAUUCGAAUCUUCCUUUGUUGUUUUUCUUCUCUUUGGUGGCUCUCUCUGUUAUGGCUUCCGCCAAGGUUGUGCUGAUUGGGAACAAUAUCACUCUAUCCUUCGAUGAUAUUGAAGCUAAUUUUGCUCCGACAGUCAAAGGUUCUGGAGAAUAUGGGGUCUUAUAUUUGGCAGAGCCGCUUGAUGCUUGUACAGAACUAACAAAUAAUGUUGAACACCUUCCCAAUGUGAGUUCGACUUUUGCUUUGGUGGUUAGAGGGGGAUGUAGCUUUGAGGAAAAAGUCAGAAGGGCACAAAAGGCUGGCUUCAAAGCUGUAAUUGUCUAUGAUAAUGAAGAUGGCGGUGUCUUGGUUGCAAUGGCAGGUAAUUCUGCUGGUAUAAGAAUACAUGCUGUAUUUGUAUCAAAAGCUUCAGGUGAAAUACUGAAGAAAUAUGCUGGGUUGACUGAUGUGGAAAUAUGGCUCAUUCCGACUUUUGAAAACUCAGCAUGGUCUAUCAUGGCAAUUUCAUUUAUUUCCCUGCUAGCAAUGUCUGCAGUGCUGGCCACUUGUUUCUUUGUUCGUAGACAUCGCAUAAGAAGAGAAAGGCCUCGAGCUUCUCUUGUCCGUGAAUUUCAUGGUAUGAGCAGUCGCCUAGUGAAAGCAAUGCCAAGUUUGAUAUUUACUGCUGUUUUGGAAGACAACUGUACAUCAAUAACAUGUGCUAUAUGCCUUGAAGACUAUUGUGUUGGUGAGAAGCUCAGGAUUCUACCAUGCUGUCACAAGUUUCAUGCUGCCUGUGUGGAUUCUUGGCUUACUUCAUGGAGAACCUUUUGUCCAGUUUGUAAGCGUGACGCAAGAACUGGCUUAACUGAUCCACCACCUUCAGAAUCCACACCUUUACUCUCAUCAAGCCCAGCAUCUAUGGCGUCCUCUGUCUUAUCUUCUGUGAGGUCAUCAUUAGCUUCAUCUUCAGCAAUACAAAUUGCCCGUACCCCAUCUGUUUCUCGCAACCACUCUAUGGCUAGUACCCCUUGUAUUCCGCCCUCUCUCAGGUCCUACCGUCAAUCCCCCUCCCUAAGCAUCAGCCGAAGCUCUGUAGAUCUAAGGAAUGCAUCCCAAAGAUCUCUAGCUUCUCACUUGAAUUCACCACGUUCCAUGGGUUACCCAUCUCUGUCAUCUCUUAACUCAAGGUACUUGUCCCCACACAUUCCAAGUCCAAGCACUGCUUCAGUAAGUUUUAUUGGUUCAUCCAGUCAACAACAGCAUCCUCUUCGAUAUAGCGAGUCAGCUGCAAGCUUCUCGCCAUUUGCCUCUGCACACUCCCUUCCGGAAUGUUGAGCAGAUCAAUGUGAUUUUAUCGUAUGAUUGAGAUGUCUGUGCAGUUGAAUCAUUAAUUGCCAAAUCAUUGAACUAAAUAGUGACCAUGCGACACGACUGACUUGUGGUCUAGUCCCAUGCAAUGCCUCGGUGUUCCCUACCCACGUCUCCUUUGGCAAUUGACUUCCUUCUUGGCACCUGGUGUACAUUGUAGCAUCUUUGUGAUGUUAGUUUCAUUUACAUGUGCUGGUUGAGGUUCUUACAGUUUUAGGUUGGUGAGCAUGAGUACUUGUGUGUAUUAUUUGUGCUUCUGAAUAUUGAUGCUUUAAUAGCCUUGAUUUCAAAGUAUAGUCAACUGCUAACAAGAGAAAUGUUGGGCUGUAUAGACAGAUUGAAGUGAGAAGAGUUCUUUAUUUACUGUGACUGUCUAGUGGAUUUGUCCAACUGAAUGAUGAGAGAUCAUAUCAUGUGAUACUUUUAGAGUUGUGUUAUCUAUGCAUACCUCAGCAUCUAAUUGCAAAAGUGAGUAUCAAUAAUACAUGUAAAAUUUUCCCAGGGUGUAACUUUUGCUGUUGCUGUUACUUGUUAAUACUAACACAUGCUGGCCAAAAAUAAAUGUAUACAGUUUUAAAUCAUGGGGCAUCCUAUGGGGCCUUUGGGAUUCUUCUCCCAUGAUGCUGCCAUAUGGCAAUACCAAUACUCUUUACCUACUCAGACAUACCCUCUUCUGGCUACUUAAUCCCCAGAAAGUUCAUUAGCAAGUUAUUAUGUUAAAUAAAUACCUUUUUGGGCAUAUCCAGUUAUAGAAAAUUGAACUUCCUUGAACUCUUUUCGAGAGAGUGAGUGCUUCAAAAUUCAAAUUG
Messenger RNA from Abrus precatorius (Indian licorice), 2520 nucleotides. Its product is annotated as receptor homology region, transmembrane domain- and RING domain-containing protein 2-like. Lineage: Eukaryota; Viridiplantae; Streptophyta; Magnoliopsida; Fabales; Fabaceae. The record is from RefSeq and is a predicted model, not a curated record. The transcript has 4 exons. The coding region runs from base 356 to 1678 and encodes 440 amino acids.